Ostertagia ostertagi is the source of this 393-nucleotide messenger RNA. Lineage: Eukaryota; Metazoa; Nematoda; Chromadorea; Rhabditida; Trichostrongylidae. The record is from the annotation of a GenBank genome assembly.
GAAGUAUGGCGCCACCAUGGCGUUACUACCGAUGAGGAAUACUACAAGAGCAAAAUCAACUAUUUACUGUCAAACACAGACGAAUUCCUAGUCUUUGGGCGCCCAUUAUCACCGAAAAUCGUUCACGUUGGUGGUAUUACGCUGCUGGGACCCACUCCAUUGUCAGAGGAAUUACGAAAAAUUGUGGAGCAGGCAAAAAUCGGUGUGGUGUAUAUUUCAUUCGGCUCUGUUGCACCAACGAAGGAGAUGCCCAAGUACUUUCGUAAAGCCAUAAUCGAAGUGGCAAAAAUUUUCAAAAACUACGACUUCAUAUGGAAACUCGAUGAGGGCGAUACGAUAGAAAGUGUUCCGAAUUUGCACACAUUCAGCUGGGUUGCUCAAGCAGCUCUUUUA